UCAUAGGUAGAGCCAACUGAUCGAACUCGAGUCCUUAGGAAUUGAUCACAGACAACUCCUCCUCGACUUCCUUCUGUGUUCUUCUUCCUUGUUGGAUGACACCUCUCUCUCCGGAAUGGGUCACAUGUGGGUGGGGCUCCUCAUCAUGAUGCCAUGGUUGAGGAAGAUGCCAGUUGCAGGAAAAGCGGCACCUUCCCACAUGCAGCUGGCCAAGAGCAAGCUGCUGCCCUUCGUGUCCCACCGGACUUAUCCUCCUCACAUCUCAAUGAUUCAGCAAAGCAAUCAUUCAGCCGCUUUAUACUGCGCGCCGCCUGGCAUCUCACUUACAUCUACCAUAUCGGACAUGGAUUUGCUUGAUAUAUUUCUUCAUCAUUGAAUCCAGAAGCUGGCACUAAGAAAUAUAAAGCAUGGUUCAUUGAUCAGGUGUUUGUGGUCUUCCUCCCGCGAGCAGAGUGUUGGAGAUCCUGCAAAGAAGGAUGUAGAGUAUAGCUCAAUUUGAUUCUGCUUUGACCCUUACUGCAAACCACGUUAGUGCGACAAUGGACCUCACUUCGUAGCUUCUCCUGCAGCAGUUGAGAGAGAGAGAGAGAGAGAGAGAGAGAGAGAGAGAGAGAGAGAGAGAGAGAGAGAGAGAAGACACGAAGCUUAUUAUAAGAGGCAGUAAGCCGUAGCACAAUUUUGCUCACCAACUCCAGCGCUAAGAAUGUGGCUCUCAAUCUUCUUCUUCUUCCUUCUCCUUUUCCCUUGCUUCCACCUCUCCGGCUCUCAGAGCUACAACGCAAUAUUUAGCUUCGGUGACUCGCUCUCCGACACCGGCAACGUCGUCGUCGCCGGGCUGCCUUACGGCAUGAGCUUCUUCGGCCGGCCCACCGGCCGUUGCUCCAACGGACGCCUAGUCAUAGAUUUCAUCGCCGAGGCACUUGGGCUGCCGCUGCUUCCACCAUCCACCGCGAAGGGCAAAAGCUUCCUUAAAGGCGCCAACUUUGCUUACACUGCCGCCACCACACUCGGCUUCCGCUUCUUCCACCGGCUAGGACUCAGCAGCGGUCUAUGGGUCAACGCCUCCCUGAGCACCCAAAUAAGGUCGUUCGAGAAGAUGAUGCCUUCUCUCUGCAACUCUUCUCAAGAAUGCAAGGAGUACUUGAGCAAAUCCCUCUUCGUGGUCGGAGAGUUUGGUGGGAACGACUAUAACACUCCCAUCUUUGCCGGCAGGAGCUUGAAACAAGUGUAUACUUUCGUGCCCAAAGUCAUCCACGCAAUCCAUUCCGGUGUUGAGAGGUUGAUCGGCCAUGGGGCGACUGAGAUCGUGGUGCCGGGAAUGCUACCGAUCGGGUGCUUCCCCAUGUUCUUAACCUUGUACAGUACAUCGAACACAAACGAUUACACCGACAUCGGAUGCUUGAACAAGUUCAAUGACUUGACAUCCUACCACAACUCUUUGCUGCGCCGGCGACUGCGCGGGCUGCAGCGGAGGUACUCAUGGACGAGGAUCAGAUACGCCGACUUCUUCGACCCCACGAUUCAGUUCAUUACCAGUCCGACACAGUACGGAUUCAGUGAUGGCGGAGCUCUAAAGGCGUGCUGCGGGGCAGGUGGGAGAGGAGACUAUAAUGUGAAUCUGGAGGCCAAGUGUGCCGAGCCAGGCUCGGAUGUGUGCUCAGAUCCAUCGAUGUAUGUGAGCUGGGAUGGGAUUCACUUGACUGAAGCGGCUUAUCGCCUCAUAGCCAAUGGUUGGCUCAAAGGUCCCUAUGCAAAUCCACCAAUCCUGCAACAAAACUAGAUCUACUGUGGUGCAUGUUAUUGGCCACAGUUCCACCACCAAAUCCAAGUCAAUAGCUUAGCUUUUGGAUCCAUGUGUUCUUUCGAUGUCUGUGUAUCAUCCAUUCAAUGGUUACUAAUAAGUGUGUUCUUUUGCAUUCUUAUA
Molecule: messenger RNA, 1924 nt
Organism: Musa acuminata AAA Group (dessert banana)
Lineage: Eukaryota; Viridiplantae; Streptophyta; Magnoliopsida; Zingiberales; Musaceae
Product: GDSL esterase/lipase At5g45910-like
Exons: 5
Coding region: 704-1780 (358 amino acids)
Molecular function (GO): hydrolase activity, acting on ester bonds
Source: RefSeq, a predicted model, not a curated record